AUGACAAAGUCAUUAUCAGACACAGCUCCUUCACCUUCUUCGUUUUAUCCGACUAGCUAUCCAAACAACAUAUCCUCACCUCACCCAAUGUCAAACGACGAGUUCAAACGGGAACGGUUGCACUUGCAACAUGACUUGUGUAAAUGCUCGUGGAAAGGAAAUUUUAUCGCACCCGUUGAAGAAAAGUUAAAGAGCGGAGCAACGGUUCUUGAUGUAGGUUGCGGACCAUGCCUCUCGCUUCUUGAACUUUCAACGACAUAUCCAAAAUCAAAUUUUAUCGGACUAGAUACAGCAACUCCCAGACUUUUUUCUCGGCCACCAAAUCUCUCUCUCCUCACUCAUAAUGUUUUCUCCGGCCUUCCGUUUCCCGAUAACCACUUUGAUUUUGUCUAUCAGAGAUUAAUUGCUUCAAAUCACACGAUCGAAGAAUGGAAAAUAAUUAUGCAAGAGUUGGUCAGAGUUACGAAAAAGGAUGGGUGGAUCGAAAUUGUGGAAAUGGAUAAUGUAAUUUGUGGGGGAGGACGAGCAACAAAAUCGUUGAGUUCGGCAAUGAAGACGUAUUUACAUUCAAAAAACAUAUAUUCCGAGAUCGGGCCUCACUUGAAAAAACUGCUUUCGAAUACGGGCGAUUUAACCGAUAUUGACCAGCUGUCCGUGGACAUACCGAUUGGAAAGAAAAGCGGACGGCGCGCGGAGCUGGCUCUACUCGAUUUUGCUUCAAAAAUGAAUUCGUUGAAAUCCACCUUAUUAACACAAAUGGACAUUACGAACGAACAUUAUGAUGCAUUAAUAGAAACACUAAUUUACGAAGCUAAUAAGCAAAACGUGUACUGGAAAACUCAUAGGAUUAUAGGGAGGAAAUGUUCAUAG
Messenger RNA from Paraglomus occultum, 870 nucleotides. Lineage: Eukaryota; Fungi; Glomeromycota; Glomeromycetes; Paraglomerales; Paraglomeraceae. The record is from the annotation of a GenBank genome assembly.